Oldenlandia corymbosa var. corymbosa is the source of this 1978-nucleotide messenger RNA. NCBI's taxonomy places the organism in Eukaryota, Viridiplantae, Streptophyta, Magnoliopsida, Gentianales, Rubiaceae. The record is from the annotation of a GenBank genome assembly.
AACAGGAUAUGAAUCCAUAAUGACUCUACGAACUAGUUGUAAUUAUAAAUAAGUGGCAAGCUGGCUCCUCAAAUAUUCGUAUCUCCUAAACUCUUGUUUUUUGCCUCUCAGAAAGAAAUCAAAGCUUUCAUUCAUCAAUCAAUUAGUAAAUUUUGCAAUUAUGGUUGCAGAGAACUUGAAGCCGCCUCAUGUUGCCUUACUCUGUUGCCCUGGAAUGGGGCACUUGAUUCCUUUCAUGGAGUUUGCAAAACUCCUGGUUCAAAACCAUGGCAUCACUGUCAGCUUCCUCGUCAUCACCACCGAUGCCUCCCCUGCCCAAAUCGAGUUUUUCAAGUGCCCAAAAAUCCCGCCGGAGAUUCAAAUCAUCGAAAUUCCUCCGGCUGACAUGUCAAACGUUGUCUCCGAGGUAACUCCUUUGGUUGCCCGCUUAUGCCUUACUGUCCGAGAAUCCUUGAAACCAAUAAACUCAAUCUUGGCUGGCCUGAAUCUUACCGCUUUGGUACUUGAUAUGUUCACCACCCAAGCUAUUGAUGUUGCCAGACAGCUUUCCAUUCCGGUGUACUGUUUUUGCACUGUUUCUGCUUCUUUCUUAGCCUUUUCGUUGUAUGUUCCAACGUUCGAUCGCGAACUCGAAGGCGAAUACAUGGAUCGUUCUGAACCCGUUAAGGUUCCAGGAGGCAGGGAAGAACGCGUUCAAGAUCUCAUGGAUCCAGCGAGGAACAGAAAAUCCGAUGAUUACAAAUGGUGCCUCUUUCAUUUUCGCCGGUUGACUCUGGUUGACGGAAUUCUGGAAAACAGCUGGGAAGAUCUUGAACGCUUGUCACUGGAUGCAAUGAGGAAUCAUGAUUUCUACAAAACUAUAUCAGCUCCACCUGUUUAUCCAAUCGGGCCAAUUAUUAAGCCACCCGAAUCGAUUUUCUGUCCAGGUGAUGCUAAAAUUAUAUCCUGGCUGGAUGAUCAACCACCAGAUUCUGUCCUGUUCGUGGCUUUUGGAAGUGGCGGAACAUUAACAAGCGCACAAUUGACGGAAUUAGCAUGGGGAUUGGAAAUGAGCGAGCAAAGGUUUAUAUUGGUGGCCCGGAAACCGUUUGAUGCGCUUGCCUCCGCGGCGUAUUUCCGGACCAAAGACGACGCAAACAAUCCUCUGUUUUACUUGCCUGAAGGAUUCCUGGAGAGGACUGAAAAGGUGGGACUAACAAUUCCAUCAUGGGGGCCUCAGGCGGCGAUUCUGGGGCACCCGUCCACCGGCGCGUUCUUGUCGCAUUGCGGGUGGAAUUCGGCGUUGGAGAGUCUAUCUCGGGGCGUGCCGAUUCUCGCUUGGCCGUUAUACGCCGAGCAGAGGAUGAAUGCGACGCUUCUGGUGGAGGAAGUGGGUGCGGCAUUGAAACCUGAUGUUGUUGUCCAGCCCGGAAAGGGUAAUUUGAUUGGAAGAAAAGAAGUUGAAAAGGUUGUGAGGGCUAUAAUGAGAGGUGAAGAAGGGAAUGCUGUGAGGCGUAAGGCCAAAUUGCUGAAAGAAAGUGCUGAAAAGGCAAUGAAAUCUGGUGGUUCUUCGUUUGAUUCGGUUUCUCGGGUUGUUGAUUUCUGGAAAUCACAGUGAAGUUUGACUGUUUCUGUGUACCUGAUCCUUGUCGUGACUCUUGUUUGAUUUGCAACAAUAAUGCUCUGGAUAAAAUAUAUUAUCAUUGUAAUGUUAUUUUAUUUUGUGAAUGCGACCGCGAGUUUACGUUUUUCAACCGGAAGCCGGGAAAGGUUGCACUGACCAAUCAUGGCUUGAAUUGAAAACGGGGUUUCAGUAACCUGUCUAAAUCUAGGUGGGGUUUUCUAUAAACCGUUUGAAAACAACAACAAAAUCAAAGGAGAAGGCAAAAGACUAGAACUGUAGAACAUAAGAACAAUGUAAUGAGAGAAAACCUGUACAAUUCUAAAAAUAGUUUAUUCAAAAUCUCAACGCCACAAGGAGAUGAAAAAGUUAUUGGUG